Messenger RNA from Topomyia yanbarensis, 3391 nucleotides. RefSeq lists its product as uncharacterized. The record is from RefSeq and is a predicted model, not a curated record. NCBI's taxonomy places the organism in Eukaryota, Metazoa, Arthropoda, Insecta, Diptera, Culicidae. The transcript is spliced from 4 exons. Bases 814 to 2061 code for a protein of 415 amino acids.
AUAAGCCAGUAUGCUACCCAAAAUGUACUGAAGGUGUUAUAUUAUUUGGCGUACCUUUAAUAUGUUAACCUUGAUAUUAAUCUUACUGGCAACAUUGCCACCUUUUGUACUUCCGCUGUCUUAGAUCACCGAUUCCAAUAAAGACUUCUGACGAUUAAACGUGCUUUUUUUGUGACUCUUUCCCAUCAUCACAACAUGGUGUCAGAAGCUCUCGCGGUUAUCGAGAAAGUGCGUAUCGGUUCGCGACGAUAAAAAAAGAAAAGGAAUCGGUGUUAUAGGAAUCGAGUGCGCGUGUGUACGUGCCGUAUAUUUCCAUCUGACCGGUCUUGAAGAGCUAGAGUGAAAUGGAGGAAUUUAGCGAAUUGCUUAGAAAUCAAAAUAAACUUUUCGAGAAGUUUAUACGCCAUGUUCAGAAUGGUCAGCAGCAGGCAGCAGCGGCUGCUCCUCCGGUGUUACCAAGUGUUCCGCUUCCUCCUCCCUUAGCGAUUGAUGGUGACAUGGAGGAGAAUUUCAGCUUCUUUGAGGCUAAUUGGAAAAACUAUGCCACAGCAGUCGGCAUGGAUGCCUGGCCAGAGGAAGAAAAUACUAAGAAAGUGAGCUUCUUGCUAUCGAUCGUUGGUGUAUAUGCUUUGAAAAAAUACUUCAAUUUUGAGCUGACGGAAGAAGACAAACGUACGUCUGACAGUGUUCUAGCGGCAAUUAGAAAAAAAAGUGGUAAGUGCACGGAAUGUGAUAGUAGACCGGUUGGAUUUUUUCACGGCUACUCAACUAUCGUCCGAGUGUGUUGACGAUUACGUGUCGCGGUUGAAGGUUAUGGCAAGAGUUUGUCAUUUCGGACAGUUGGAAAGUGCAAUGUUGACGUACAAAAUCGUAACCUCAAAUAAAUGGCCGCAUUUGAAAUCAAAAAUGCUCACAAUGGCUGACAUUACGGCAGUGAAGGCAGUUGAUUUGUGCCGCAUUGAAGAAAUCACGGCAAAACACGCCCAAGUGCUUUUGCUGGACGGAAAGAGGGAUGUGCAAACACUGAAAUCGUUAGAAAGCCGCAAGUGUAAGUUUUGCGGAAAAUGGCACGUCUUUGCCAAAGGUUCCUGUCCUGCGUAUGGAAAAAAGUGCCAAAAGUGCGGUGGUAAAAACCACUACAAAAAAGUAUGUCGUGCGGAAAAUGGAUCGAAGAAGAAGUCACGAAAAGUAAAACAUGUGAAUGACGGAAGCAGCAGCAGUUCUGAAGAGGGCGAUUCACAGUGCAGUGAUAUUGACGAUUCGGAUGAGUCCCAUGUCGAUGGGGAAAUCGGGAAAAUUUAUGACAACUCCCAAAGCGGAGGCAACGUGAUGGCAGAAAUACGACUUAAAGUUGGGAAAACUUGGAAGAAAGUUAAGUGCGAACUAGAUACGGGAGCUAAUACGAGUUUAAUCGGGCGUGAGUGGCUGUGUAAACUGAUUGAUGACCCGGAGCCGCAGCUUUUGCCGUCACAUUAUAAGCUGCAGGCUUUCGGCGGAAGCUCAAUUACAGUGCUUGGGCAAGUGAAACUGUUGUGCAAAUACAAAAAGAAGAAGUACCGACUUGUUCUGCAGGUUGUUGAUGUAAAUCAUAGACCAUUGUUGUCAUUGCGGGUGUGUACUACACUUGGUUUGAUUAAGUUUUGUAACUCGGUGUCUGUGGUACCAGCAUCAUCAUUAACGGAAAAUAGCGAAGAAGAAGUGUUGAAGAUAUACCGGAUCAGAGCUGAAGCGAUCGUCGAUAAAUUCGCCGAUAUUUUCCAGUGUUUCGGCAAAAUGCCUGGAGAAGUAAACUUGGAGAUUGAUGCCAAUGUCCCUCCAGUCAUCCAGCAACCACGACGCGUUCCAAUUGCACUACGAAACCAACUCAAAUUCGAAUUGGAUAAACUCCUGGAGAAUGGAAUAAUAGCAAGGGAGUAUAACCACACGGAUUGGUUUGUGACCAACGUGUAUUUGUUCCUCCUGUCCAACAAUUCGCUCGUUCAAAGGCAACAAACGGAGGAUAGCGAAUCGCUACCGGAACCAACGCAAAUUCUGCUGAUCGAUCGUGUCAAUUGUGCUUAACAACGAAUCGCUAUACUCCGGGCUGAUCGUGGUCCGGCACAAGAUGCUAUACCGGAUCUACGCUUGCACGGGAAAUUGUAACAUACCGAAACCGAAUGAGGGGGAAGAUGCAUCAAACGGUGCGGUAUCGUCCCUACUGGGCUACCGACCAACGUGUAAUUGUUCCUGCUGUCUGAAAAGUCGACCGGACUCGCUCGAUCAAGUACCAAACGGGAUACUGAGUCGCUACCGGAAGCGACACCAAUUCCGCUGAAAUCUAUCGUUUGUGUGUCACCACGAACCGCUAUACUCCGUGCUGAUCGUGCUCCGGAACGAAAUGCUAUACCGGUUCUACGCUUGCAUGGGAAUUUUAAUCGUACCGAAACGGUAAGAGUCAAUGUCCAUCUGCUUCCAGUGUGCGGCAAUGAGAUUUCAGCUCGCCGGAUACACCACGGCCGCAGCUGCUUGUAGCAGGUGAAUUUACUCAACACCAUAUUACGUUUAAAAGCGACCCAGACCGCCCGAAAUGUCACCUGAUUUGCUCUCUGAACGCGUUGCUCAUCCAGAGUUGCUUAUUUUGGCUAUUCGCAACUAACCUACACUGGAUACAAGUCGUUCCUGCAUCCGCCACCCGUGGACGCGCUCGAUGGCUCUCAACUGAGUUUGUGUAUGUAUGUGCCAUUAGGAGCCUUGAGGACAACCAUAACAACUGGGUGACUAAACAGAACAGCGGGACAUUAUGAUUUAGAGCAACACACCACCGUUCUAUGAAUCGUUGGGGUUUGCACCAUGCGAUGUAGAAUAAUAUAGUCAAUGAGACAAAAUAACUAAUCGAAUGAUUCACUGCGUAUAGUUUUUCUCAUGUUCCCAAUCUUCUAUUGGCAGACAGCCGCUUUAAAUAAUCGGUGCAACGUCGUAACAUUAUUUAGUGGAUUCUGGGUGGAAAUGUGGUGCUUCCUGCCGAUGUUGGUGACUCGAAGGCAAACCGAAUAAAAGGGCUCCAGAUUGAAACAGUUAAACAUAUAGGGUAGAUGAUUUAAUUUUUCUCAAACUAUUAGGGUGCUACACUAUGUUCCGAUGAAUAUACUGGAAGAGGUAGAGAUUUUGUGCGAAGUAGGGAUACCAAUUUUUUAUCCCAUAAUUUGAACAGCAGACGAUGUGUUCGGUUAGGUACAAUAAAUAGAUAGGCUACGAUGAUAUAAAGAGAUGUAACCCUCUCAGUGGGAGGCACGAUUCUCGAGAGUCUACGAUAGAAUAUUUAUGCAAUUUCACCCGAUCGAAGUGAAUUAUAACUCUUACAGAAACAUGGACAAAUAUAUUGCGAAUGAAUAAAUUAUGUUUCUAAAGUAAA